CUGUGGUGCUACGUCACCCGAUCUUGCGAGAAACACCGGACCCGACAGAAACUCCCAUGACGUCACGACAAAAGAACACGGAAGAAAGAACCCGCGACACAACACCACAGUCACAAACAAUUGAGUUGCUGUGUUCUCGACAGCUACAGACAAAUCAUCGCAAUCAGUGAUGCCACCAGGCUUCAAAUCGGAGAGGUUAAGAGUCAACCUCCGGCUUGUCGUCCAAAGACUCAAACUCCUUGAGAAAAAGAAAACUGAGCUCGCUCAAAAGGCUCGCAAGGAGAUUGCAGACUACCUGUCGGCGGGAAAAGAUGAGCGGGCGCGGAUCCGUGUUGAGCACAUCAUCAGGGAGGACUACAUGGUGGAAGCCAUGGAGAUCCUGGAGCUUUACUGCGACUUGCUGCUGACACGCUUUGGCCUCAUUAAGUCCAUGAAGGAGAUGGAUCCAGGCUUGGAGGAGGCGGUGUCGACCCUUAUCUGGGCAGCCCAUCGCCUCGAGGCGCAGGUGGCUGAGUUACGGACUGUAGCAGAACAGUUAUGUAUAAAAUAUAGCAAGGAGUACGGCAAGCUGUGCAGGACAAACCAGGUUGGGACGGUCAAUGAAAGACUGAUGAACAAAAUGAGUGUGGAGGCCCCUCCCAAGAUCUUGGUGGAGCGCUACCUGAUUGAGAUAGCCAAGAACUAUAACGUGCCGUAUGAUGCCGACGCUAUGGUCCUGCCCGAGGUUAGUCUUGGAGAAGAAGCAGACCUGAUUGACAUGAACAAUUACAAGAAGUCUGGAGGAGGUGGGGCUGGUGGAGGUGGUGGUGGCCGCGGUGUCACUGCUCCAGGCAUGCCCAUGCCUAUGCCCAUGCCCAUGCCGGUACACUUCAACUACCCACCGCCCAACGGAGCAGAAGCGUUCAAUCCGGCCAUUGGAUCCUACAGCAGCUUCCCGCACACGGUGGGAGGAGGGCAGCCCCCUCAGCUGCCCACUUCUCCCCCCACGUACGAGUCUAUUGAUGACCUAACAGGCAAAAACUCUCUUCCUUCCCAGGCCAUAGGUCACUCGUCACAGAUAUACGACAACAGCGUUCUCCCAGAACUUCCUUCCGUCCCCGACACGCUGCCGCCAUCCUCCUUCGGCAGAAACGCCACCAGCUCGGACGACAUCGACUUUGAUGACUUGUCUCGACGCUUUGAGGAGCUGAAGAAGAAGACCUAAGAGUUAUGUUCCUAGCCUUUGAAGACCAACACACGGGCCGGCCAGUGUUGUCAUUAGGAAGUAAUACAUGCUCAAGGCUCACAAUUUAGCUAUAUAUAUAUAUAUAUAUAUACACAUAUAAAACAAUACAUUUACCC
Molecule: messenger RNA, 1341 nt
Organism: Dunckerocampus dactyliophorus (ringed pipefish)
Lineage: Eukaryota; Metazoa; Chordata; Actinopteri; Syngnathiformes; Syngnathidae
Product: IST1 homolog
Exons: 10
Coding region: 170-1204 (344 amino acids)
Biological process (GO): protein transport
Source: RefSeq, a predicted model, not a curated record